Molecule: messenger RNA, 642 nt
Organism: Triticum aestivum (bread wheat)
Lineage: Eukaryota; Viridiplantae; Streptophyta; Magnoliopsida; Poales; Poaceae
Product: 3-isopropylmalate dehydrogenase, chloroplastic-like
Exons: 7
Coding region: 1-642 (213 amino acids)
Biological process (GO): L-leucine biosynthetic process
Molecular function (GO): 3-isopropylmalate dehydrogenase activity
Source: RefSeq, a predicted model, not a curated record
AUGGAGGCGACGGCCUUCCGCAUCUCCAUCACCUGUCGCCAAACGCGGCCGCGACAUGCGACGGCGACCUUCCGGCGCUCGGCCGCGGCCUGGAGCUACAACAUUACGCUCCUCCCGGGCGACGGCAUCGGGCCGGAGGUGGUCGGCGUCGCCAAGGACGUCCUCUCCGCCGCCGGCGCCAAGGAAGGCGUGGAGCUCCGCUUCCGGGAGAUGCUGAUGGGUGGCGCGGCGCUGGACGCCGUCGGGGUGUCGCUCCCCGACGAGACGCUCGCGGCGGCGCGGGCCUCCGACGCCAUCCUUCUCGGCGCGAUAGGAGGGUAUAAGUGGGACAGCAAUGAGAAGCAUCUCAAGCCUGAGACCGGGCUGCUCAACAUCCGUGCCGGGCUCGGCGUGUUCGCCAAUCUGCGGCCAGCCACGGUGUUGCCGCAGGAUAUAUCCCUACUUUUAGUAGAUGCAUCUACUUUGAAGAAAGAGGUGGCUGAAGGAGUGGACAUCAUGGUUGUUAGAGAGCUUACUGGAGGGAUUUACUUCGGACAACCUAGGGGUUUUGGUACCAAUGACGAGGGAGAGGAAAUUGGCUUCAACACUGAAAUAUAUUCAGUUUCUGAGGCUCCAAAUGCGCCCCAUUUACUUCACCUCUAG